Molecule: messenger RNA, 2685 nt
Organism: Parasteatoda tepidariorum (common house spider)
Lineage: Eukaryota; Metazoa; Arthropoda; Arachnida; Araneae; Theridiidae
Biological process (GO): monoatomic anion transport; transmembrane transport
Cellular component (GO): membrane
Molecular function (GO): transmembrane transporter activity
Source: RefSeq, a predicted model, not a curated record
GUCCAUUUAAAUUUGUAGAUGAAAGAUGUUCGUGUUGAAGCAUCCAAUGACAUAGUUAGUUAAUCGAAUGUGGAGAAUUCUUUAGCAAUACGGAGAAAGUAAGCGAAUAGUAAUUUCUCGAUCACAAACGUGCAUGACCUUGUUAAAUUUAAACAAGUGCUUUGGCACGUGUGAUUUUUAAUCAGUUUUACGUGCAUUUAAGUGGCAAUAAAAUUAUUUAUUGAACUCAUGUAACGAAAGGAUGAAACUGCAUUUUACGUUAGUUCAAACAGAAAAACAAUUGUUGUUUCUUCAAUAUUCAUUAUCUCCGAUUACUCAACUAUGACUCAUAAUGACACAAGCUUCAACUUAUCUACAAAAAUAGAACUGGAUUUCAGAGUAAGCCAGCUGAGUAACAAAGAUAUUAAGAGGUCUCCGUUGCAGUUCGUAAAAAUUAAACCACACAGUGAGAAUAAAGGAAAAUGUCGUGCCAUACCAAGUCGUCAUAUAAUAGUGAUUUUAGGAUUUUUCAGUUUUAUCAUCAUUAACUGCCAAAGAAUAAACUUAAGUAUGGCUUUAGUUGCUAUGGCAAAUCAAACAGCAGCAUCUAUUUUUCCUACAAUAAACAGUUCAGCAUAUAUGAAUUUCAGUCGAAGAUAUGAUUUCACGGAAGAUAAUUUUCAGGUUAUAGGAAACCAAGUCUUGUGGGAUGCAGAAACUCAGGGCCAUAUCAUGAGCGCCAGCUUCUUAGGAUUUGUGUUAACAAACAUACCUGGUGGGCGAUUGUCUGAAACUGUUGGAGCAAAGGAAAUCCUCUUAUUUAGCUUAGGAUGUGCUUCAAUAAGCAAUAUACUGUCACCACUGGCAUCGACUUGGGGUGCUUACGUUCUUCUGGGAAUGCAACUUGUCAAAGGCUUAGCACACGGCUUUAUUCAACCAGCAGUUAGCUGCAUAAUGGCACAAUGGUUUCCUAUACCCGAGAAAGCCUUUCUCUCAAGUGUAUCCAUGUCAGGAUAUCCAGCUGGGGCAAUUAUUGGAGGUUUUCUAUCUGGUGCCUUAUGUGAUAGUAAUUAUUUUGGUGGUUGGCCUUCAGUAUUUUAUCUCUUUGGAUUUUGUGGUAUGAUCUUGACGUUGUUUAUUUAUACUUAUUUAUCUAAUUCACCAGAAGAGGAUAAAUCUAUUCUGAUCUCAGAAUUGAAAUACAUAAUCAGUUAUAGAGAAUCAACACCUACAGAAAAAGACUCAAUUAUCCCUUGGAAAAGGAUAUUCUCAAGUUCAACUACAUGGGCCGUUUUUGUGGGUAUGUUUGGGCAAUAUUGGCUGAUGUUCUACUUUUUGUCUGUUCAUCCUAUUUAUAUUGGAGCUAUAAUGCAAUACACAAAUACCGAGAGUGGAUACCUCAACUCAUUGCCAUAUAUAGGACAGGUCAUAAUAAUUUGGGUAUCAAGUUACGCAUCAGAUUGGUCUGUGAAAAGAAACUAUGCAACUGUUUGCACCGUUCGUAAAAUCUGCAACAGUCUAAGCUGCGUAGGAUUUGCACUGUGCAUGAUUGGCUUGACUAUUGCUCAAUAUAAUUCAAAGUGGGAUGUGAUACUUAUUAUUAUUGCUAUAAGUGCUUCAGGAUUUGGAUAUCCCGGUAGCUGUAUUGUUCCCUUAGAUAUGAGCUACAAUUUUGCAGGUACGUUAAUGGGAAUAGCAUGCACCGUGGCCAGUGCUUCAGGCUUUAUCAUACCACUUAUAGUUGGAUCCUUAACAAACAACCAGCAAACUCCACAGCAGUGGAACAAAGUAUUAUACAUUUCAGCUGGUGUUGCUUUAAGUAGUGGAAUUAUUUUCAACUUAUUUGGUUCUGCAAAUCUCCAAAACUGGAAUACUCCAACCGAGGAAAAUCAACAGGUCGAGGGAAUCGGAAAAAGAAGAUUUGAACAAAAUCUUGAAAUCUCACCCUCAUCUCUUAGUUCCAUUCCUCUCCAAGAUUUAAAUAAUUUAUCGAUUAUUACAGAGAGACUGUAGUAUUGAAAACUUAAGAGUCAUCUUCAUUUAACUCAAAAAAGUUCUGUAAGCUCAUUCUGAAACACUUAAUGAAAACAAAAGAUCAAAUAUUAACACUAUUGCGCAUAAAAAAAAGUCAAAAUUGUGAAAUAACUUUUACUGAGUUAUGAUGAUUUUCACAACACUGCUAAAGUCAAUUUGAAUUCGCGCCUGAAAGAUUUGUCACAUCACUCAGAGGUUUUUUUUUUCUUUUGGUUAUUUAUAAACAAUGAUUAAGUAAAAUACGAUACCUAAAGUAAAGGUUUGAAGCAGUAUAGUAAUACGCUACUCUUUUUGCAAAAAUGAAAUUUUAAGUCAAACUGUACCUUAGUAUUGUUUCCAGAUAAACAUAAGUCGAAUACAAUAUUUCCUAAAAUAUCCCCUAGAUGGCAGCACAAUACAUCGAAAAAUCUUGAUAGAAAUUUCAAUGCUAUUUUUUGAACAUGCUCUACUAAACAAUUUGAAAGUAUGACUUAUUGUCCCAAAACCUUGUCAUAAAGCCAUUCAGACCACUCUCAUGUGCAAGCUUAGAGAAUAUCUUACUUAAUUUUAAAGGAAAAUGUCACUUAUUGUAUUAUAUACAAUAAGUGACAAGCAUAAUAUUUUUAAUAUUUGUGUAUAUUUAUGUAUAUUAAAUGUCUUUUUCAGUCAAUAAAUGUCUUAUGUACUAAAAUA